GUGCUUUGGGUGUACAACAAUACACAAUAAAGCGCUAUAUAAAUGCAUAGUUCAUUCAUUCAUUCAUAUACACCUAGAUGAUUUGAGGGUAAGUAAAUCUAGAGGCUGACUGAUAUGGGUUUUUCUCUGGCUGAUGCCAAUAUUUAGAAUUCAGGGCAGCCGAUGGAUGAUAUAUGAUGCCGAUCUUUUUGGCCGAUUUCCUUUUUCUUUUUUACCCCUUCAUCUUAUAAAAGAGAGUUUGAGUAAAUGUUUAUUGCAGGGUACAAGACAGUAGGUUUAAUAGUAUUAGUUGUAGUAGCCUAAUUCAUAGUAAUAAUACAUGGCUCAAAACAGUUCUGAAGCUUUUUGCUUAUGUUUGCUGAUAGACACUAGUGUUUCCUCACAGACUUGCAAAUGCAAAUUCAUUCUCUGCCAACAGGAGGCGCUGUUUGAGUCGGAGAAUUCAUUGAAGAAAAAGAGGACAAUGAAGAAUCAAGUGAAGUUGAGGAGAUAAAUCAUGUCAAAACUGGAGAAAAACCUUUGAGUUGCCCUCAAAACGAACAGAAAGAUUUAAAGAAAAGAAGAGCCAAUAAAUCUUUCACCUGUACUCCGUUUGGAAGGAGCUUCACACACAAAACAAGUUUUGAGCGUCACAUGAGAAUUCAUACUGGAGAGAAACCAUUCACUUGUGAUCAAUGUGAGAAUAGUUUCACACAAUCAGCACACCUUAAGGUACACAUGAAUGUCCACACUAGAGAGAAGCAGCACGCAUGUGAUCAAUGCGGUAAAAUGUUUUUAUGGGCUUCAAUUCUGAAGAAACACUUGAAAGUUCAUGCAAAGGAGAAGCCACAUUCAUGUAAUUUGUGUGGCAAGAGUUUUUUGCGUCUACAAAAUUUGAAAGUACAUCAGAAAAUACAUACUGCUGUGGAAAAGUACAUGUGCUUUGAGUGUGAAAAGACUUUUAGUUCAGCGACCCGUUUAAAAUUGCAUGAGAGGAUUCACACCGGAGAAAAACCUUAUAAGUGUUCACACUGUGACAAGAGAUUCAGUCAGUCAACACAUCUGAAAACACAUGAGAGGAUCCACACUGGAGAGAAACCUUUUAAGUGUUCACACUGUGACAAAAGAUUCAAUCAUUCAACACAUCUGAAAACACAUGAGAGGAUCCACACUGGAGAGAAACCUUACAAGUGUUCACACUGCUACAAGAGAUUCAAAAAGUCAGGAGACCUGAAAACACAUGAGAGGAUCCACACUGGAGAGAAACUUUAUAAGUGUUCUGACUGUGACAAGAGAUUCAGUCAGUUAUCAAAUCUGAAAAAACACAAGAGAAUCCACACUGGAGAGAAACCUUUUAAGUGUUCUCACUGUGACAAGAGAUUCAAUCAGUCAACAAAUCUGAAAACACAUGAGAGGAUCCACACUAGAGAGAAACUAUAAGUGCUCUCACUGAUAAGAGAUUCAAAAAGUCAGGAGACCUGAAAACACGAGAGGAUCCACACUAGAGAGAAACUUUAUAAGUGUUCUCACUGAUAAGAGAUUCAAUUGGUUACCAAAUUUGAAAAGACACGAGAGGAUCCACACUGGAGAGAAACCGUAUCAGUGCACUGCAUGUGGGAAGUGUUUCAUUCAGUCAUCUGCUCUACACAGUCUUACAAAAAAACAAUCACAGUAAGGCCCUGGACACAUGGAGAUGCGUGUAGCUAUAUAUGUACAGGGUUUUCACACUUUGGUUAACUUCAAAUUCAGGACCAAUUUUAGGACCAUUAGAGGAGUUUUUAGGUCCAAUACCCUCAAAUUCAAAGACUUAAUGUGAAGACACAUUUUAGUUGUGUUACCGUGUAAGAUGCAUUGUUACAGUUUUCAUGUGUCAAACACAAUUAUGCAAAAAAGCAUUUUUUUUUUUUUUUUUGGCCAUAUGACAGAGAUCUGAUAUUCUAUUUGUCGUAUUUCUGUUUUUCAUAAAACUGAAGAAUAUUUAGUACAUCCUAUAUUGUAUUCUAAAAUGACCUGACAUUAACUUUUGCAUGGAUUUUAUUGAAACAGGGUUUCUACAGGUAUCAUCAAAUCUAAUUUAAUGCUUUUUAAUGCCAGUUUAAAAAAAUGUUUAAUGACAUACACGACCCAUUUAAAUAUAAUGUUUUUGAAACAAGUAUCUUCUGUUCACUAAGGAUACAGUAAUAGUAAUAUUGAGAAAUAGAAAACAUUUAUUAUAAAUGUAAAUAUGUGAAUAUCUGUUAAAGUAUAAUUAAUAUUUAAUAUUUCUGUGAUCAAAGCUGAAUUUUCAGCAUCAUUACUCCAGGCUUCAGUGUCUCAUGAUCCUUCAGAAAUCAUUCUAAUAUGCUGAUUUGCUGCUCUGUUAUGAUAUUGGUGCUCAAUCAAUAAUAAUUUCUUAUUAUUAUCAAUAUGGAACACAUUUUUUCUGCUUUAUAUUUUUGUGUAAAUCAUGAUACAUUUUACUUUUCAGCAUAAAUAAUAUUUCAAAUGAAUCAGCAUUAAUUUUAAAUAAAAUCUUUUGUAACAUUAUAAAUGUCUUUACUGUCACUUUUGAUCAAUUUAAUUUUUCACACUUUAACACUUUAGUUUCUUAUUGUAUUAUUGAAUGUUAAUAUACUACGGUUUCCACAAAAAAAAAAAAAAAAAAAAAAAAAUAAGCACAACUUUCUUUCUAUAUUGAUAAUCAGAAAUGUUUCUUGAGCAGCAAAUCAGCAUAUUAGAAUAAUUUCA
Messenger RNA from Cyprinus carpio (common carp), 2706 nucleotides. Its product is annotated as zinc finger protein 85-like. Gene Ontology annotation, cellular component: nucleus. The transcript is spliced from 2 exons. Gene Ontology annotation, molecular function: RNA polymerase II cis-regulatory region sequence-specific DNA binding; DNA-binding transcription factor activity, RNA polymerase II-specific. The record is from RefSeq and is a predicted model, not a curated record. Lineage: Eukaryota; Metazoa; Chordata; Actinopteri; Cypriniformes; Cyprinidae. Bases 634 to 1419 code for a protein of 261 amino acids. Gene Ontology annotation, biological process: central nervous system development; regulation of cytokine production; regulation of immune system process.